GCCAAACCAACCAACCAUUUACAAUAGAGAUUUUAUAAACUGCGUAUCUUUAUAAGUUUUUUUGAUACAGAAAAAAGGGCAGAGUUAAAUUAUCUCCAUUUCGACUGAAAAGUAAAGAAAAAUAAAGUUCUUGUAAACUCAAAGAGAGCUUAGGUAGAAACAUUAUUGUGUUUUUAUCAUCGAGAAUAUCGCCAUUUUCAAGUAAAUUCAAUGGUAAUCAGGAAAUAAAUGAGAUAACCUCAACCCUGUCUGCCUGCGCUUCUCUAUAUUCAGUGUUCUUCUUAUUAAAAAAAAGAGUGAGUGAGAGAGAAAGAGAGGAAAAAAAAGUGAAAUAAGGAAGUGAUUCAGAGAAACAUCUGCUUAAGUUUAAUUAUCAAUUUUGAUUGAUAUUUUUUUUUCGUAAAAAAAACCAUCAUGGCAACCUAGUUUUUACCAGUGAUUUGUUAAGAAAGAUUGAUUUGGAAAUCAUCUUAUGAAAUCCCAACGUUUUUACACAAGACCGCUAAUCCAUUUUUGAUUAAACAUGAGUUCGGGAAGACCAAUUAAAUGUGUUGUUGUGGGCGAUGGAACUGUUGGAAAAACUUGCAUGCUGAUAUCAUACACAACAGACAGUUUUCCCGGAGAAUAUGUGCCUACAGUAUUUGACAAUUAUUCUGCUCCUAUGGUGGUGGAUGGAAUUCCUGUGAGUUUGGGAUUGUGGGACACUGCAGGACAAGAGGAUUACGACAGAUUGCGUCCCCUUUCAUAUCCGCAGACAGACGUGUUUCUUAUUUGCUUCUCAGUGACAAGUCCCUCUUCCUUUGAGAAUGUCACUAGUAAAUGGUAUCCAGAAAUUAAGCAUCAUUGUCCCGAUGCACCGAUGAUUCUCGUUGGGACAAAAAUUGACUUGCGAGAUGAUCGCGAAACACUCACUGCACUCGCCGAACAAGGACUCAGCGCUAUUAAACGUGAACAGGGACAGAAACUUGCGAACAAGAUAAGAGCUGUUAAAUACAUGGAAUGUUCAGCACUCACGCAACGUGGAUUAAAACAAGUUUUCGACGAGGCAGUUCGCGCUGUAUUACGACCCGAACCACAAAAACGUCGUCAACGAAGGUGCUCACUACUGUAAGCAAAACGAAGAUGAAAAAAAAACCCCAACAGAAAACUAAAGUAGGUAAAAAGAGAAAACGAACAAA
Molecule: messenger RNA, 1178 nt
Organism: Leptopilina heterotoma
Lineage: Eukaryota; Metazoa; Arthropoda; Insecta; Hymenoptera; Figitidae
Gene: Mtl
Product: ras-related C3 botulinum toxin substrate 1
Exons: 4
Coding region: 524-1111 (195 amino acids)
Biological process (GO): small GTPase-mediated signal transduction
Molecular function (GO): GTP binding; GTPase activity
Source: RefSeq, a predicted model, not a curated record